AUGGACCACCCGGAACGCAACAAACGCCUCAAAUCCUCCUCGGGCAGGCCAAUCAGCACGUCCGAUUCUGGUGCGUCCAACUUGCCAGCAUAUCAGCCGCCUCAGCAGAUCAUUGGCGGCGCGCGUGGCGGCAGCGGCCCAGGCUCUUCCCGACCUUCGGCGUCCAUUGCAAGACCUGCCAAUGGCGCGGGCUCCCUCCGCUUGACCGUGAAAGCGCCCCCGAGCAAGCUUCGUCAAGCUACAUCUGGCGGCAGCAUCCCUCCAAAUCCGUACGCAGAUCAGAGCGAGAGUGACGAUACGCCCGCACCUGCCCCACGCACGGCCCGAGCGACGAGGAAUCCACGAACGGUGAUCGAUCCCGAGUCGGACGAGGACGAAGAUGAAGAUGAAGACGAAGAUGCGGAUGGGGAGGACCUGGACGAGGACGAUGUGAACGGACAAUUGGAUCAGCAAUUGCUUGGAAAUGAGGACAGCGAGGAGGAUGCGGACGGUGAGGACGACGAGGAUAUGGAUGAUCACCCAACCCCACCUGUGAUCAAGCAGCAGCGAGGUACAGCGAGCGUUCGUUCGAACAUCACCGUUGCUCCGCCUCCGUCCAAAGCUUUGAAGUCAGUGGAAGCUAAAGAGAUGGAGGAUGACGAUGACGACGAGGAAUUGUCCGAACUCGAAUCGAAUGAUGAUCUGGGGAACGAUCAAGACGAAGACAACGACGAUGAAGAGGAGGAUUCGGGCAGCGACGAGGACGACGAGAACUCCCGCAGUGCCACUCCCGACCUUACAAAACUGACAAAACGGCAACGAGCCGCGUUCGAGGAGGACCCUUCAUUGAUGGCAUUGUCGAAUGAGGCACUGAAAAAGAAGCAUCUCACCGACGAGGAGCAUGUUCAGAGGAGAGCCGAGAUGGCGCGUCGCAGGAAGAAUCUCAGCGAGAAGCGUAACGAAGAGGAAAAGAUGGAAACGAUCAACAAGCUUCUUCAAAAGCAAGCACCAAAACGACGUACUCGGGCUGAGAUUGCAGCUGCCAACGCCGCCGAGCACUCGGGCGAAGAAGACGAGGAAGGUCGACCGAAGCCAAACUCGCUGUACGUCCGCUGGGUUAGCAACAAGGACGGCAGUCGGGUGGGUGUGCCGGAGGAAUGGCUGCAUGCGCCAGUUGGUGACGUCUUCCGACGGCCGGGUGGUGGGAGAUUGAUCGAAGAGGUUGCAUAAUGGUCAAGUCAACGCUGCCUCAGUCACCAUUGUUCCAGCAAGAGCAACAGCAAGCUUGCGACUUUGGGUACUCUCGG
This is a messenger RNA of Zymoseptoria tritici IPO323, 1286 nucleotides long. RefSeq lists its product as uncharacterized. Gene Ontology annotation, cellular component: Ino80 complex. Lineage: Eukaryota; Fungi; Ascomycota; Dothideomycetes; Mycosphaerellales; Mycosphaerellaceae. The record is from RefSeq and is a predicted model, not a curated record. Bases 1 to 1209 code for a protein of 402 amino acids. Gene Ontology annotation, biological process: chromatin remodeling. The transcript has 3 exons.